Molecule: messenger RNA, 237 nt
Organism: Recurvomyces mirabilis
Lineage: Eukaryota; Fungi; Ascomycota; Dothideomycetes; Mycosphaerellales; Teratosphaeriaceae
Exons: 1
Coding region: 1-237 (78 amino acids)
Source: RefSeq, a predicted model, not a curated record
AUGCCCAUCAGCAAGAAAGACCGUAUCCACCGCGAGCACAAAAAAGCAGAAGCGGCCGGCACCCGAAUUCCCGUCAACCCCAACGGCACACCGGUGAAGGCGAAGAAAGAAAUGUCGAUCUGUGCUUUCUGCCGCAAGGAGCUGGCGAGGGACAACAAGAAGAUCCUUGAGCAGCAUGCCGAGACGCACAACGAGCAGUGGCCGAAGGAGAAGUGCUGGCCUAACGACUUUUCGUAG